This is a messenger RNA of Paralichthys olivaceus (Japanese flounder), 1343 nucleotides long. It is a transcript of the gene rpa2, whose product is annotated as replication protein A2. The record is from RefSeq and is a predicted model, not a curated record. Gene Ontology annotation, biological process: DNA replication; double-strand break repair via homologous recombination; nucleotide-excision repair. Lineage: Eukaryota; Metazoa; Chordata; Actinopteri; Pleuronectiformes; Paralichthyidae. Gene Ontology annotation, molecular function: single-stranded DNA binding. Gene Ontology annotation, cellular component: nucleus; site of double-strand break; DNA replication factor A complex.
UUUCGCGGGACUCCUUCACCGCGCAUGCGCCGUAGGUAGAGUUUUUCGCGGGAUCCCACCAGGAAGUUUUGAGAAGGGUCUGCUCGCUGCUGUUGACUCCGCUCGUCUUAUUGUCUCACAUCAGGUUUUACUAACUUUAACACAAGGCGACAACAUGUGGAACCAGGGAGGAUACAACGAGUCCAGUGUGGGUGGAGGUUACACUCAGUCUCCGGGAGGCUUCGCAUCACCUUCUCUCUCCCAGGGAGGAGAGAAGAAAGGGAGAACUCGUGCAAAUCAGAUAAUCCCCUGCACCGUGUCUCAGCUGAUGUCUGCUUCCCAGGCGGAUGAAUCGUUCAGAGUGGGAGAUGUGGAAGUUGCACAGGUUACCUUCGUGGGUGUCAUCAGGAGCACGGACAAAUCCAUGACCAACAUCCAGUACAAAGUCGAUGACAUGACGGGCGCUCCCAUGGACGUGAAGCAGUGGGUUGACACAGAGGAUGCUGGUGUGGACAGCACUGUGCUGCCCCCAGGCACGUACGUCAAAGUUUCUGGAAAUCUGCGCUCCUUUCAGAACCACAGGUCUGUUGUGGCGUUCAGCGUCAGACCCCUAGAGGACAUGAAUGAAAUCACCUCGCACAUGUUGGAGGUUGUACAAGCACACAUGGCGCUAAGCAAACCUCAGACCAUGAGUGUCGGAGGAGGAAUGAGCAGUAACGUCACACCCAUGAUGAGGCCAGACAUGGGCAACAAGGGGGGCAUGGGAGGAAUGGGUGGGGGCUACACUGGCGCCAACGACAUGACUAAGAACGGGUUGAGCGGGAACCAGAAUCAGGUGCUGAGUUUGAUAAGAAGCUGCCCAGAGCCGCAGGGCAUCAGCCUCCAGGACCUGAAGCAGAGACUCAGUGGAAUAAGUCUGACUGUUAUCAAGCAAGCAGUGGAAUUUCUUAGCAAUGAAGGUCACAUCUUUUCCACCAUCGACGAAGACCAUUUCAAAUCAACGGACAGUGACGAUUAGACACCUUCCCAUUCAUGGUGGUUCCUUUUUUGAAUAUCAGCUGAAAUAAAUUCUUAACUUUAACCAAAACCACCAACACCCACAGUUCCUUUUCUGUUUAGUUGAAAACAUAUGGUUUCAAGUUUAGUUUACGUGUUCAGUAUUCACAGAAUUGCUUCUGCUAAUUUGCAAGCGGAAGAUUUUCAGAGUCGUUGUAAGCAGUAACUAAAUAUUUGUUUUAUGUAUUUUCUCCCUCCCCGUGUCCACUGUAAAGCAUUUUGUAAUUUUAAAGCCUGGAAACAUAAGUACUUGAUUUAUUUUCGUCUAUUUUAUUUUUGACAAUAUUAAAAGAUUAUUUGAAAUACAG